AUGGCUUCUAGAAAGGUUUCAUAUCUCGAGUUAGAGUUAACGGACGUUGAUAAAUUUAGUAGAAUUGUCUGUAGCCCACCAUUUGCGAAGGAAACUUUGAAUGAUCGAUAUCGGUAUUGGCAACUGGUGAUUAGGCCGAAAGAAUCGGAGUGUACCAUUUAUAUCGAAGCACUAGAUGGUGCGGAAGACCCAGACAUUGUAGACAGCUUCAUAAAACUUCGUCGCUUUUUUCGUAUAACUGUCAAAGACCUGGAUGGAAACGAUAUUGCGCCUGAACGAAAUGUAAAUGCCCUCGUCAAGAUAUUCAGCAGGUCGUCUCUCUGCGGCAUCGUAGUGGUUGGGAUUGAAAUGGUCUCGACCAAAUUUGACCCCAGGGUCGAUAAGGUCAACCUGAUGAACAUGAUGAAAUAUAUCGAGCCUCUCUCUAAAGAUUACACGAUUACUGAGGAAUUAUCGGAUCAAAUUGAUGUAGUAUUAGGACCAGCAUUGGACGUUAAAUUCAAGGUUCAGAAUCAUCCUCUUUUUGCGAGUAGCAAAAUCCUCUCAAAACUCUCACCGUAUUUGAUAGACAGUUUUGAAAAACAAGACCAGGGCAGUCGAUCGGGUCUUACUGACGAAAAAGGUCGGGAAUCAAAAGGACCGUUUCGUCACAUCUACCAAGAAAUUGACAUAGACGAAAGGUUUAGUUAUAAUUCAAUUUUAUGUAUGGUUCAAAUUGCCUACACUGGUAAUAUUACGACCAGUGUUCGACCGGAACAUAUGGAGGAAAUACUCCUUUUAUCAAAUCAAUUUCAAAUUCCGGCGCUUGAAGCUCCCUUGUUUAGAAUGUUGGAUGAUGUGAAUAUUUACAAUGCGGCGGAAUUGUACUUUGGCUAUUCUUGGAUGUUACCGAAGAUGAAGAAUAAAUUGAAGAGAUACAUAAUUGGUAAUUUCAGUCAAAUAAUAAAGACGGAUGCGUACAACAACCUACUGAAGAAUCAUAAAAGAUAUCCGAUGUUUUUGGAAAUGUACGAGGAGAUCUUGAUUAAUUUAUGUUCAUCCGGAUGA
Molecule: messenger RNA, 1047 nt
Organism: Acaulospora morrowiae
Lineage: Eukaryota; Fungi; Glomeromycota; Glomeromycetes; Diversisporales; Acaulosporaceae
Source: the annotation of a GenBank genome assembly